This is a messenger RNA of Lethenteron reissneri (Far Eastern brook lamprey), 1608 nucleotides long. It is a transcript of the gene ASIC5, whose product is annotated as acid sensing ion channel subunit family member 5. Gene Ontology annotation, molecular function: ligand-gated sodium channel activity. Gene Ontology annotation, cellular component: plasma membrane. Gene Ontology annotation, biological process: sodium ion transmembrane transport. NCBI's taxonomy places the organism in Eukaryota, Metazoa, Chordata, Hyperoartia, Petromyzontiformes, Petromyzontidae. The record is from RefSeq and is a predicted model, not a curated record.
AUCACGCGAUGAAGAUUUCCAACGCGCCGUGCCUGCAGAGAAGCCCUGCAGGGCCCACGGACUCGCCAAAGGAGAUGAUUGCCUUUUCCUCCUCCACGAGUCUUCACGGGGUGGCACGGGCAACCUCCGCGCAGAGCCGUGCACAGAGGGCCUUCUGGAUGACGGUGGUGGUGGCGGGCGUGGCCAUGGCGGGUUGGCAGGUGGCGCUGCGUCUCGCCGCCUACUACGCCUGGCCCACGAGCACUUCGCUCACGCUGCACUACGUGCGAGACCUCUCCUUCCCCGCCGUCACCUUCUGCAACUACAAUCGGUACCGCCGCAGCUCUCUGCAGGGAACCACGGAUCUGCUGGCCGCUCUCAGCAUCCUGUCGGCCGGCGUUGUCGACGAGUGGCCAGAGGAGGUGGCGGACGAGGUGCGCCGCUUCUGGGAUGAAAACCUCAACUUCAGCACGCGCACCUUCACGCGCAAGCACGGAUUUCAGCUCAACGCAGCCUCGCUGCUCGAGUGCAACUUUAACUCCAGGCCUUGCGGACCUCAGGAUUUCCAGCACGUGUUCACAGAAUACGGCAAUUGCUACACAUUCAACGGCGGCUUCAGUGAAGAACAAAGAUCGCUCAAGCAGAAGACAGCCGGAGCUGGGAAAGGCCUCCAGGUCCUUUUUGAUGUGCAGCAGUGGGACUACUGGGAGAACCCCGAGUUGGGCUUCACGGGAGUCGGGAUCCGUCUGGUUGUGCACGACCCAGACGAGCCGCCGCAAGUGGAGGCACUCGGUCUGUCCAUUGGCGUGGGGACCCAGGCGUACGUGUCAGUCCAGCACACCAAGAGCAUCAACCAACAGUACCCGUGGGGGGACUGCGACCCCAGCAAGAAGUUGCAGUCCCCGGCGCCUUACAGCAUGGCGCGUUGCCUCCAGGAGUGCGAGGCUGACUUGGUGGAGAGAAUUUGCGGCUGCAAGCCCUUCAACUUCCCAGGUGACAUAGAGGAGUGUUCGUUGUACCAGCACUACUACUGCGCCCGAGACGCGUUGGUUCUCUCGCAGGCGCAGGGGAUGUGCACGGGGGGGUCCCACUUGUCGCAGUGCCCCGUGCCGUGUCUGCAAAAGGGCUUCCCGUCCUCCGUGUCCUACGCCACCUUCCCGAGCCUGCAGGCAUCGCAUCGCUACGAGAGAUCAAUCAACCACAGCCUCGCCUACAUGAGAGAAAACCUGGUGUCCAUCGACGUUGCGUACACGGAUCUGAGCUACGCGCUCAUCCAGCAGCAGAAGACCCUGCCAGAGAGCGUCUUACUCAGCGACAUCGGAGGACAACUUGGGCUGUUUGUAGGCGCCAGCGUGAUAACCAUCAUCGAGGUGCUGGAGUUCGUGGCUCGCAGCGCCGCAAGGGCCCUCAAUGCUGCCGCUUCCUUCCUGAGCAACCGCGCAGCCACCUGCACCAAGACUGCAUUGUCACCUCCCGUGCAAGGCUAAAUGAUCAUUUCCAAUGUCAUUAUUCCCCGCCGCUAGCGCGGUUCCAAUCCAGCUUGUGGACGUGUCCAGGAGUGUCAUGGAGCGCACGUGAUGGCAAUUGAACGGGUUAGUUUUCUAUACAAGGACAGUCAAUCAACUUGCU